Molecule: messenger RNA, 2082 nt
Organism: Naumovozyma castellii
Lineage: Eukaryota; Fungi; Ascomycota; Saccharomycetes; Saccharomycetales; Saccharomycetaceae
Gene: SPT21
Product: Spt21p
Exons: 1
Coding region: 1-2082 (693 amino acids)
Source: RefSeq, a predicted model, not a curated record
AUGACGGAAUUGAUUAAUAUGACGCUAAAAAUCCUAUACACCGUCGAUAAUGGGUCCACAGGGAGCUAUCUUGCUCGAUCAAAGAGGCCGUAUCCUGUGAGAGUUGCUAAUAUUCCAAAUCCUAUAGAUUCUAAUGCUACAACGCUACGAAUUGGUGCUGUAGAUAUCUCAACUGCAUUAAAUGAAAUAUAUUUGAAUUCCCCCGAAGUCUUUGAUUUGCAUAAUAAUAAUAAUCGAUUUCAUGAUUAUAAUCUAUAUUUUAAAGAUAUAUGUGAGAAUGACGAACCAUUGGUAAGUUUAGGACUUUUGUCAAAAAUACGGUCAAAAAUACUGACGACCAAGAUGAAGGAAAACGGAAGCAGUAGUGAAGAUGAUGAUGAAAAUGAUGACGAAGAAGAUGAUGAAGAUGAUUCUUCUGUGGUUACUGGAAGAGUCUGUUCCAAUUUUUCAGCAUUAUUAAGGAGGACAUACAGUAAUGCCUCCAGGAAAAAAAGUUCAGCUAAAAAUGAUGAAUCCACCACAUCUGAAACAUUAGAAGUCAAACUAAGAUUUUCAAAAGUGAUUACUGGUGCUUCCUCAAGAAGAUCAAGUGGCACAUUGGCAACUUCUCCUAAGAUAUUGGCACCACCUCAAGAAGUUAAAGUUGUUACAACAAAGAUGUCACGUCCAAUAAUGAAACCAAUGAAAAGACAAACAAACCCAAUGCCCGCUCCAAAGGCUAAAAGAACACAAUCUUUACCUAUCUGGAAUUUAAAACAGCCAACUGUGACUGGUUUGCCAAAGAAUUCCAUUGCACAUAAGAUAUUUAUGGCUGAUCGUAAAACGGAAGCAACAAAUAACAAUAACAUUAACAUUAACACCGUCACAAACAAUGCAUCUGCCGUCCUAAGUUAUGAAAUUGACUCCUUACAAAGUGAUAAUUCAAUUCAAAAGAUCAAGAUAGAUGAUUCUAUAAGUAAAAGAUUUGAUUUCAUGUUAAAUAAAAAAAAAUCGUCAUCAAACAGUAAUUCAAGGAAAAAUUCCAUUUCCAAGCCAAAGGCAAUUAAGAAGAAAAAGCAUGGAAAACAAACGACCAUGGCAGCCAUUUUAGAAAGAGAGAAAUCGGAACUGAACGAUUCAUUGCAAUUUGAUGAAUUAUUUGAUACAACGAAUAAGUCUAAGAACGUUGAGGAUGUCUCAAAUAAGGAAAACGUCCCACCUUCGAUAAAUGGGCCAUUAAAAUCAGAAUUGGAAUUAGAUUUUGAUGUAUUAAAUUUCUCCAAUGGUGAUAUGAAGAAUGAAAUAUCAUGGUUGAAUGAUUUUAAUUAUUUUGAUUCACCAUCUUUAAUCAUUAAUGACCAAACUGCAUUAUCGAACACACACUUGCACGCAACAGAUAGCAACAAUCAUAAUCAUAAUCACAGUAACACUAAUAUAACCGGGCAAUUUCAUUCAGUUAAAAAUACCACUCCAAGAGAUCCCAACACAUGUAAUACGAUGCCCAUUGAGAAUGAAGAGAGUGGACUUAAUGAAGAGAACGAAAAUGAAAACGAUCCUGAGCAUAUCAAAAAUAUUGUUAUAACCUCCGACAUUGAUAGAACUUCUCCCAUAGAUACGUUGUCGAUGCCAUUAAUGGAUCUAGCUCAACAAAAACAAUUAGAUCAUUCUUGCGGUGAUCAAUUGAAACGUCUACCCUUAAUGAUGCAUAAGACUUCCAAUUUAGAACCACAAGUGAAGUUUUCUAGGAAACCUUCUGUUAGUCAUAAAACCGAGACAGUUGAUGAAUAUGAUGAUACUACAUCUGUAAUGACUAAUUUUUCGACUCCUAAUGAGCCAGAAAAGAGUAAGAAUGACUUUGGGGAUGAGGCUGAGGAAGAGGAGGAAAGUGAUAUGAAGAAGCAAAGGAUAAUGCCAUCUUCGCCUUCUAUGAUGUUUAACUAUGCUCAGGAUAAUGAAAAUGAGACGGAUGACAGCAACGAUUUAUUCUCAUCUUUUGUUGUAGAUGGCUCUAACGAAGAAUCAAGAGCCCAUAAUAAUGACUCAACUCCGGCCACGCAAUAUCAUGGACAAUCUAGUGAUCCUAAUUAUCAAUUAAAGAAUUAA